Chaetura pelagica (chimney swift) is the source of this 1170-nucleotide messenger RNA. It is a transcript of the gene RXFP3, whose product is annotated as relaxin/insulin-like family peptide receptor 3. NCBI's taxonomy places the organism in Eukaryota, Metazoa, Chordata, Aves, Apodiformes, Apodidae. The record is from RefSeq and is a predicted model, not a curated record. Gene Ontology annotation, biological process: G protein-coupled receptor signaling pathway; immune response. Gene Ontology annotation, cellular component: membrane. Gene Ontology annotation, molecular function: G protein-coupled receptor activity.
AUGAAGGAAGGAGCGGACUGGGGGUCCUGGGACGCGCCGCUGGGUUUCCUGGAGGGAGCCCAGAUGAGCAACAGGAGCAACAUGUCGUUCCUGCAGCUCUUGAAGAACAUCAACCUGGAGCGAGCCGACGGGAUGCAGGGGGACAGCUCCGACGUGGUGCGGAUCGUCAUCUCGCUGGUGUACUCCGUGGUGUGUGCCCUGGGGCUGGUGGGCAACCUGCUGGUGCUCUACCUGAUGAAGAGCAAACAAGGCUGGAGAAAGUCCUCCAUCAACCUCUUCGUGACCAGCCUGGCAGUGACUGACUUCCAGUUUGUGCUGACCUUGCCGUUCUGGGCGGUGGAGAACGCGCUGGACUUCCACUGGCUCUUCGGCAAGGCCAUGUGUAAGAUUGUGUCCUACGUGACAGCCAUGAACAUGUACGCCAGUGUCUUCUUCCCUAUCCUGGCUUCCCUGCCCCACGCCAUUUUUUCCACCACCGCCACCGUUUUCGAUGACGUGCUCUGCCUCGUCAAGUUCCCCGAGGGCCGAGGCAGCAACGCCCAGUUCUGGCUGGGUCUGUACCACAUCCAGAAGGUGCUGCUGGGCUUCGUGGUGCCGCUGGCCAUCAUCAGCCUCUGCUACUUGCUCCUGGUGCGCUACAUCAGCGACAAACACGUCGGCAGCACCUGCAGCGGCCCCAGCACCAAGCGCCGCUCCAAAGUGACCAAGUCGGUUACCAUUGUGGUGCUGUCUUUCUUCUUGUGCUGGCUACCUAACCAAGCGCUCACAACGUGGGGCAUCCUCAUCAAACUCAACGUGGUGCACUUCAGCACCGAGUACUUCCUCUCCCAAGUCUACCUCUUCCCCAUCAGCGUGUGCCUGGCACACUCCAACAGCUGCCUCAACCCCAUCCUCUACUGCCUGAUGCGCAGGGAGUUCCGCAAGGCGCUGAAGAGCCUCCUCUGGAGGAUCACCUCGCCUUCCCUCACCACCAUGCGCCCUUUCACUGACACCACCAAGCCUGAGCAGGAGGAGCAGGCCCUGCACGCCUUGGUGCCCAUCCACCCCGUCACUGCCUCCCCCCCUGCUGCCACCAUCCAGCCAGAGGUGGCCUAUUACCCCCCCGGGGUGGUGAUGUACAGCAGCCGCCAGGACCUGCUGCCUGCCGGCUCCACGGAGCAGCGCUGCUGA